This is a messenger RNA of Racocetra persica, 1613 nucleotides long. Lineage: Eukaryota; Fungi; Glomeromycota; Glomeromycetes; Diversisporales; Gigasporaceae. The record is from the annotation of a GenBank genome assembly.
ACUCAGUGGCAAUCUCCUACUUUGAAGAGACAUCUCACUUUGCAUGGUCGUUUUCUGGCUUUCUGUUGGCAGUGAAAGCUUUCUGGUCUACCGCUAGUCUGUCUGAUGAUUUGAUCUCUGUUAUGAAGAAGAGAUAUACAUUAUUACUAAAAAACAUUCAAGAUAAUGACAAAGAUGAGCAGCGACGAAGUAUGGCGACUUUUCUCAUACAACAGGUAUGGGUGAUGUUCCUUGUCGUGGCUCCUGUUGUCGCGCAGCUCAAGGAGGGUGACAUUCCUUCAUUGAGUAUGGGUGACGUUCCUCGUAAAAAUUCAACUUCGGUGAAAAAACUCAUGGAAUUAAUUAAUCUUGAUGAACAAUUGAUACCUAAAAAGGCAUGUCAAUUAUUGUUAAUUCAAAUUACAGCAUUGAAUGUGUUUGACGAAGCAUACAUACAACAAACUGAUGAUUUUAUUAGUGAGCUUGAGAGGCCAGUCAAAAGGUUACAUGCUAUGGCUAAAAGCAAUAAUAAAAAAAAUGAUGAUAAUUUAAACAAAAAGGGAGAUAAUGAUAGCAAAGAGUAUUUUGACUAUGGUGAUGAAACAAUUAUAAAAUUGGAAGAGCUUAAGACAAUAGAUGAUAAUGACAAGGAAAACAAUGAAGCGAUCAAUGAAGUGAAACAAAACUUUAAAUCAAAUUAUCUAAAGAUGCGUUCUGAUAAAAAAUGGAAAUUACCUUCAAAUAAGUUUGUAGAAGAUGUAUUAUAUGAGUAUGCUAAGAAUUUACCAUAUGAAAGUUUUAUCAUCGAUACUAAAAAUAAGACAAUUAUGAAUCUUUUUAGUGAAGAUGACCAAAGACAUAUUGCAAGUUUUAAUGUUCUAGCUGAUCCUGAAGUACCAGAUGAAUUGACUAAUUUCCUUCUAAGAUACAGAAAAGAUUGUCUUCAAGAAAUUGAUAUCUUUUAUCUCAUGAUUUCGGUUAUUGCUAGCCUUCCUAGAUAUGAACUAAGAUUUAAAGACUUUACGAGGUCUCAUCUGGAAGGAUGGUACAAAACCAAUGUUUGGAGUGUAAUUGUUGAUUCUUGUCUAAUUGAUGUUGAAAACAUUGAAUUUAUUCGGAAGAAUAACGGAAAAAAAAGCACAAAAACUAAAGCAUUGUAUGGACGUAAGUGUGAUGGAAUUGCACAGGAAUUAGGAACACCUGAGGAAUUUUCAGAUGGCACAAAAUAUUUAUCUGAUGGAUCAUUGAAAAUGCCAAAAGUAAUGCGUAAUAUGUUAAAACAAAAAAUAAGCAAGUAUGGUGUUAGUUUUGUCAAGACUAAUCAAUUAGAAAUCAUUAGAUUUUUACAUUCUGCCCAAUAUCUUCAAACGCUUGUGAUAACUAUUCCAUCUGGAUACAUGUGUCAGCUUAUUAGAUAUCCUUUUAACAAGAUAUCAACAGAUCUUGCUAAUAUUGAUGAUUUGAUUAAAAUGGUCCAUGAUAUGCUCGUUGCUAAAUGUUUGGAUUGUUCAAACAAUUCAAAUAAUAUAAAUAUUAUCAGUAAUGAAGAAUUUAAGCAACGUUUAAAGAAAAAGAUAUCUGAGUUACAAAACAAUAAUGAUUAUAAUUUUCCAGAUACUCCAAAGACACCUUAA